This is a messenger RNA of Plasmodium gallinaceum, 2820 nucleotides long. Its product is annotated as conserved Plasmodium protein, unknown function. The transcript is spliced from 6 exons. Gene Ontology annotation, molecular function: protein binding. Bases 1 to 2820 code for a protein of 939 amino acids. Lineage: Eukaryota; Apicomplexa; Aconoidasida; Haemosporida; Plasmodiidae. The record is from RefSeq and is a predicted model, not a curated record.
AUGAUUACUGAUUCAGAAGCACCCACCUACAAUUUUGAUAGUGAUGAUGAAGUUCCAUGUGAAUAUUUGAAUGAUAUAUAUGCAAUAAGUGAAGAUACAUUUUGUUUUAAAAUAAUAAAGCAAUUAGGAAAUGGAUACUAUAGUCCAGGAAAUGGGCAUAAAAUAAAAAUAAUAUAUUAUGAAUUAGGUUAUGAGGAUAAAAUAAGAAAUGUUCAAACAUAUUUAGGAAAAAAUGACAAAUUACCAUAUAUAUGUGAAGUAGCAGCGAAGUGUAUGAGAAAAAAUGAAGUAUGUAUUAUUCAAGCUCCUAAAGCUUUUAUGAAGGUUUUUAAAAAUUCUGAAAAAAAAAAUAAAUAUGACAAAAAAGAUAAUUUUAAAGUUGCCUUUAAGAAAUCUUUAAGAUUUAAACAAAAAUGUUUAGAAAAAUAUUUAAAUUAUCCCAAUGUUACAUAUUUUAAAGGAAUUAAAUUAAAUUCAAAUAACAUAGAAUUAUUAUUAAGAAAAAAACAGAACAAAAAUAACAAUAGAGAAAAAGAUAAAAAUGAAGAACAAACAAAAAAUAAUAUUCAAAUAAAUACAACAAUAAUUCUAGAUAAAUAUAAUGAAAGUUGUAGGGAACAUAUUCAAAAUGAAAAUAUAGAAUUUCUCAAACUAGAAGAAGUGAAUAAUUUAAGAUAUAAAUUUUUAAAGGAAGAAGAUUUAUGUACAUAUGUUGUUUAUUUAAAAGAAUUUUACAGAGUUGAUAUUUUAAAUGAUGAUAAAACUAUCAUAAAGGAAGUUGUCAAAGAAGGAGAGGGAAUUUUUACACCAAAAAAAAAUGAUUAUAUCGACUAUAUUAUAAGAGAAAAAAAAAAGAAAGAAUAUAUUCAUAUGAUUUUUGAUAUAAGCAAUUUAAAAUAUAGAGGGUUAUUUAAAAUAAUGCAAAAUAUGAAAAAAAAAGAGAUAGCUAAAGUCACUCUUAAAGGUUUAGAAUGUUUUCACAUAAAUUAUUCUACCUCAAUUACUAAAAAAUCCUAUAAUGAUAAUAUUAACAAUAAUAUGAAUAAUAGUACAGAAAAUAUAGUGAAUUUCGUAAGUUAUAAAGAUUGUAAUGAUAAUAAAACAAUCAAAAAUAACAUAAACGAGAAAUAUAAUUGCAAAGAUGGAUUUAAUGACACAAUAAAGAAUGAAGAUGAAAUUAUUAUCAGUAAUGAACUAUUUAAUGAGAAGAAAGAAAUAAUUAUAGAACUUAUUGAUUUUAAAAGAUCGAAAACAAUUAAUAUUAAUUCUCUAAUUAACAUGAACAAUACAGAGAAAUUACUUUUUUAUAUAAGCGAAGAUGACAAACUUAAAAAUAUAAAUAAACCAAUUAUUGAUACUGAUUGUGAAUUAAUAAUUAAUUUAAGUAUUCAAAAUAUUGAUAAAACAAAAAAUAAAAAAAUUGAUUUACCAAUUAAUUUUUAUGAUAAUAACAAUAACAUUAGGAAAAGUGAUGGUUAUUUUCUUUUUUCAUAUGGAUCUUGUUUUACUUCUCCUCUUUGGUUUUAUAAAUGUUUCAAAGGUUUAAAAGAGGGAGAUGAAAUAAUUAUUCCUUUAUCAAAAAAUAGGAAUAUUUUUUCAGAAAAUCAAUUUGUUUAUGACAUAUUGUAUGAAGAUAUAGGUACAAGAAAGACUCAUAAUUUUCCAAAACAAUACGAACUAAAAAAAUCUCAAGUUAAUAAAAACAAAAAAUAUAAUAAAUUAAAAAAUAAAAAACAAGAAUUUAUAAAAGAAAAAAAAAAAAUCAUAAAUGAUAUAAAAAGGAGAAAAAAAUUUUAUAAGAACUUGGAAAAGAAAAAUGAAAAAUUAAAUGAUAUAGAAAAUUUUGUACAAAACUUAAUUUCUGACAGAAAUGAAGGAAAAGGUUUUUUUCUCAUAAACAAUUUUAAAAAAAAUGAAGAAAAAGACUUUUGUGAAGGUCUUUUUUCAUUACAAAAUUAUUUCAUUGAAAAAAAUAAAGAACAAGAAAAUAUAAGAAAAAUUCUCUCUGUUUGUAAAUCAUUUAUAAAGGUAGGGCGGAAAAAAAAAUUCAAAAUAAUUAUUGAAAUGCAAAAAAAAAAAAGAAUAAUCACUAAAAUCAAUAAAUUUAUAAAACAUGAUAAGGAAAAUUAUUCAUAUUACAAGUGUGCAACAAAAAAAAAAAUAAAGAAUAAGGGAAAAAAUUAUAAUAUUUCUUUUUUUAGAAAUGCAUUAAAUAAAGUGUAUUUUGAUAAAUUUUUUUAUCAAAAAGACACUAUUUUAAAAAUUAAAAUUUUAAAAAUUAUUUGUAAGAAAAAAGAUCCUUGGAAUAUGAGUAUAUCAGAGAUAAUAGAAAAUUUAAAAAUAUAUAAUGAAAAAGGAAAUAUUUUUAUGAAAAAAAAACUAAUAUAUGCAGCAUUAGUUCAUUAUAAAAAGGGUUUUGACUUGUGUCGUUUUUCUACACUUUAUAAAUUAAUUUUUGAAGAAAAUAAAUUAAGUAUUGUUAAUUUAGAAGAUGAACAAAAUCAAGUUUUAAUUAUUCUUAUGGAAAAAAUAUUAACUAAUUUGUCAAUUUGUUACUAUAAAAUGAAUAAUUACAACGAAUGUAUUAAAUAUUCAGAUAAAGCUAUAAUCAUAAACCCACAAAAUAUAAAAUCUAUAUAUUGGAAAAAUAUGGCCCAUCUAAUGCAAAAUAAAUAUGUAGAUGUUAUAAAAAAUCUAAAUAAUUCCUUUUGUUUAAAUGAUUCAACAUUAUUAAAGUUGUAUAACAAUGCUAGAUUAAUAAAAAAAAAACAUGAUGACAAUUUUAAGUCACUAUUUUAUGCCAUAUAUGAUAAAAAAUAA